AUGACGGAGCUCAUCGACCCGGCACGCUUCGCCGACAGCUUCGGGGAGGCGCCCGUCGCGCUCUUCUCGCUCGAUCUGUCGGCCAUCUGGCAGCCGAGCGCCGACCGCGACCUCGAGCAGCCCGAUGGCGCCGACGAGCUGUACAGUCGCGUGCAGAAGCGCGAGAGCACCUACGAGAUGAUGCGCGAGUGCCCCGAGAUCAUCGAGGAGGUGGUCGAGAUGCGCUACAACACAGGCACCAUUGUGAAGCCGCACCUGCGUCGCGGCCCAGAGCGGGUCUCGGCGCAAGAGCUGUUCGACAUCCCACUGGACGACGCGCCCGACGCCAAGGAGGCUGGCAGCGACAGUGGCGUGUCGUCCAAGACGAGCGAGAACGGUGACGUGUACGCCGUGCCGCGGCGGAAGACGAGGCACGCCCCACAGCCACCGGCGACCGGCCUCUAUGAGAACCCACAGGCGGUGACCAUGUCAGGGGUGUAUGAGAACCCGGCUAUGCAGUCCAUCAACGACAACUUCGUGCUGAUGGCGUCACAGAGCUUUCAGACGCGCCAAACUUCCUUCAAACCACCGUACGGUGACCGCAGAGACAUCCUCAACGACUCCAUAGAAGUCGAUGGCGCCAGCGACGAGGGAUCCGACUACGACGACCAGGACGACAUCGAGAACGACGAGCUGGAGAUCGACGCGGCCAUCGAUGAAGCCCUGGACGCCGAGUCGCUGGACGGAUCUGUAGCCACCGCCAACAGUGACCUCUUCCGCGCCGUGCCUAUUGAGAUCACCAGCAUGGACACGCUGCCCAAGCCGGAGGCGCGGCGCGAACAUGCGGACGCAGCUGGGGAUGAGCCUUCCGGGGACGAGAGCGUGGACUGCGCCGCCGCGCAGCCUCCCGGUCAAGAGGAGGCAGAGGCGUCGGAGCCCACCGCAGCGCCGCCGCCCGACCCGCCGCAGACGUACAUCACGCUCAACCUGAAGGACCACCGAGCGCCGCGCGCCGGCGCGCCGCCGCCAUCCGCCUAUCGGCGCGCCAAGAUGCGCAAGUCGAGCUCGAUGAGCGACCUCCUGCCGAGCGUGUUCGGCAGCCGCGGCGAACGCGCCGCGCCGCGCCUGCCGCCCACCAUGUCGCUGGACACGGCCACGCGGCUGGAGGCGGCGCAUCGCAGCCUGCGCGAUCACGCGCGCCAAACGUACAUGGGCUUCCACCGCAACCACCCGUGGCUGCCCGACCUCGUGUCACAGCCCGACCUCGACUACUGGGUCCGUCGCACCAAGAAGGGUAGCAAUGGCUUCGAGGAACUGCGAAAGUAUAUCAAGCAUGGCGGCGACUUCUGCAAAGAGCUGGCGUCAAUCCUGCAGGAGAGAUCUGACCUCGAGGUCAGCUACGCCAAAAGCCUGCAGAAGCUGUCUGCCAAACUGCUGAAGGCGUCGAAGGAGGGCCUGGGGAGCGUGAACCAGGCCUGGCAGAUGGUGGGCGCCGAAAUGGAGUACGAGGCCGACGUGCACAAGACAAUGGCGGUGACGUUCACUGAGGAGCUGGUUAAGCCGCUGAAGGGCUUGAUCGACACGCAGCAUAAAGUGCGCAAGUCGGUGGAAGGCAUGGUGGACAAGACAGCCAAGAACCUGGCCGAGUGGCGCUCGGCGGAAGCGAAGGCCAAGAAGAUGUCGUACCAGUGCGCCCGGGAGAACGAGAAGGCGGAGGAGCUGGCGCUGGAUGUGCGACUGGGCCGCGGCAAACAGCUCACCGAGAAGGAGACCAAUAAAGUGCAGUCCCGGAGACAGAAGACGGGCAACGCCAUGAGCAAGGCCGACUCCGACUACUACACAUUCUGCCUACGAGGCGAGCGGGCGCGGCUGGAGUGGGAGACGGCCGUCAACAAGGGCAGCCAGUGUUUUCAGGCGCUGGAGGAAGAGCGGCUGGUGCGGCUACGCUCCGCCCUGCACGCCUAUCACCAGAACAUGCGCUCACUCGGGCCCAAGAUGAUGCAGAGCGCCGACCGUCUCUCAGAGCCACUGGCCUGCGCCGACGUCACGCGGGACGUCCAGACGGUCAUCAACGUCAAAGGCUCCGGUCACAACAUCCCCGAACAGCUGCUGCCCGACUUCUACGCCGAGGACAUGACGAACGUGAUGAACCGCGAGCGACGGAAGAAGGCUCUGGAGCAGUUCCUCCAUCUCAUCCGCCAAGGUGUGGAACGGGAAAGGAGAGGAAAGCAUGGGGUCGAGAACCUCGCCAAGGCGAUCCAAGAGACGCCUCACUUCGGUAGCGAAGGUUCCAAGAAGGACGUCCACGAAAAACUGCAGCACAUGCGCGCGCUGCUGGCUUACCUGGAGGCCAGUCGGUACAAGAUCCAGGUGGCACUGGCGGAGCUGGAGGGCCAGCCGCGACCCCAGCACCCCCUCCGCAAACACAUCGAGUAUCACAAGGACCGCCAGGGCAUGACGCAGAGCAUACUAAAGGUACCGGGCUGGGUGGCGCUGGACCCUCUGGACCUGUCGCCGGAUAUUUCGCCCACGUGGGCCGCGGACCGGGGGAAGGCGGACGGCACCUCCCACCAGCCGGACUCUGACUUCGAUGAGUUCAGCAGCCAGGGGGACGAGCGUGAGUACCAGUGUGCGGUGUCUGGCGCGCCGGCGCCGGCUGCCGCCUCGCCGCCAGCCGACAGCGGCAGCGGCACCGGCAGUGACCAGCUCACCACGUCGCCGUCACCGGUGGACGGCCGCGCCGUGCCGUCCAUUGGACGCUGCAAGGUCCUCUACGACUACACGGCCAACAUGUAUGACGAGCUCACCAUCAAGGCCGGCGACACCAUCAAUGUGCACGACAAGCAGGACGACGGCUGGUGGCUGGGCGAACUGAACGGCACUGUCGGCAUCUUUCCCGCCACCUAUGUCCUCGAGCUCACGUGAUCCCGCCGCCGUCGGCAUCGUCCGAUCUACCACGCACCGCACGUGCGUCCUCCAGCUGGCGUUGUCCGUGGACGUGUCGUAUGACGUGCUCACGUGAGCCAGCGCAGACGUGCCGCGCUGGCCACAGGACGCGAGGACGCGAGCCGCCGCGCUCGGCUGGCUGCUCCUCCGGUCAGGAGGCGGUCGUGUGAUCCGGCCGGUUUGUGGCGAGCGCGCAGGGAUCCCGUGUGCGUGACGAACGCGCAGCGCGCACGUGACGGCCGUAGGCCAGGGGGGCAGUGAGAGUGUACGACAGCCCAUCGGUCCGCUCCUUGAAAGGGAGAGGCACCUGGUUCGUGGCGAAGUUUCAUGGAGGCUUCGGAGGGCCCGUAGCAUCGCUGGCACUUCGGAGGGCCCGCAGCAUCGCCCGCAGCAUCGCUGGCACUUCGGAGGGCCCGCAGCAUCGCUGGCACUUCGGGGGGCCCGCAGCAUCGCCCGCAGCAUCGCUGGCACCAUCUAUCGUAUGAACUUGGAACGUGACGUUUGUUAUGUUGAUGUUGCUGCGGGACGCAGACGGCCUGUUUUAAGUAGUGAUAUAUCUGGCCCUGCGGGCUCGAGGCAACGUCUAAACCAAUGCUAUGCUGCACUGUUGUAAUGAAACUGCCUCGACUAAUCGUUUUGCUUCAUCAAAUGUUGCAGUGACCAUAUGCGUAUCCUAAAAUGCGUUUUGUACAUGCAAUACAGGUAUAUUUGAGAAGU
Pollicipes pollicipes is the source of this 3642-nucleotide messenger RNA. RefSeq lists its product as uncharacterized. The record is from RefSeq and is a predicted model, not a curated record. The coding region runs from base 1 to 2904 and encodes 967 amino acids. Gene Ontology annotation, cellular component: plasma membrane; cytoplasm. Lineage: Eukaryota; Metazoa; Arthropoda; Thecostraca; Pollicipedomorpha; Pollicipedidae. The transcript has 17 exons. Gene Ontology annotation, molecular function: protein binding.